Molecule: messenger RNA, 4087 nt
Organism: Wyeomyia smithii (pitcher-plant mosquito)
Lineage: Eukaryota; Metazoa; Arthropoda; Insecta; Diptera; Culicidae
Gene: Ire1
Product: serine/threonine-protein kinase/endoribonuclease IRE1
Exons: 4
Coding region: 313-3501 (1062 amino acids)
Biological process (GO): IRE1-mediated unfolded protein response; intrinsic apoptotic signaling pathway in response to endoplasmic reticulum stress; protein phosphorylation
Cellular component (GO): IRE1-TRAF2-ASK1 complex
Molecular function (GO): RNA endonuclease activity; protein serine/threonine kinase activity; ATP binding
Source: RefSeq, a predicted model, not a curated record
AUGGCAUUCACUGGCAGUUUGUGUCAAUCUUUCAAUUUAUCCGGAAGUUGUGUUUUGUAUUCGCGAUUAGACAUUUUGAUUGUUAUCACUGAAGAAUAACAGGCUUCGUGAAUAUUAACUUGCAAAGCACUGUGUGAUCAAAAUACUUGCGGCAGGUGUAAUGAUUUGGGCUAAAACAAUCUUAGUGCGUAAUAGAAAGUGUUGUAGAAUUUGGAUCUCUUCACGAAAGAUCCCCCAUUGAGCGCGACUAAAAGUGAAUGUGAAUGAAUUUAUUUGCUUGUAUUUCACAAUAUCAAGGAUAUAGCAGUCAUUAUGGGGCUGAUUUGGAGAGAAGGCAGGAUGGUGAACUUUUUGUUGUUGAUCCUGUUCGUAGUGUUACAAGUAGUUAAUGACGGAAUUGCGUCACAUCGUAAUGAGGAUUGCACGGCUGUUGCAAAAGAUGAAGAAACCUUGUUGGUUUUUUCCACUUUGGGUGGAGGGUUGACUGCGAUUGACCCACUGUCUGGGGAAAUACGCUGGUCAAUUGCAGAUGAGCCGGCUAUACGGGUUCCCUCGCUGUCUGAAAUGAACCCACAUUAUCUGCCGGAUCCAAGAGAUGGUAGUCUCUAUACGUACCGAAACCCGGAGGGCGGCCUGAAGAAGCUGCCAUACACCAUACCUCAGUUGGUGGCCAGUGCUCCAUGCCGUUCCAACGACGGUAUAUUGUACUCUGGCAAAAAGAGUGACGAUUGGUUUCUAAUCGAUCCAAAAACCGGUCGCCGGGAAAAAGUACUCGGCUUCGGUGCGCCACUCGAUCGGGACAAAGCAGAGUCCAUAGGUUGGGCCACCUCACGGGCAGUUUAUUUGGGCCGCACGCAGUACACUGUAAUGAUGUACGAUAGUUUAGCUACAGAGAGGAAUUCAAAACCCUGGAAUGUGACGUUUUUCGAUUAUACGUCCCACACGAUGGCACCGGAGCUUACAAAAGAGUACGAAUUCCUUCACCUCACAAGCAGUUCGUCAGGGCUGACGGCAACCUUUGAGCAGAAAAAACGAACCCCGCUGUGGCAGAACGAUUUGUCCAGCCCAGUUGUGGCUGUAUUUUUGCUUGGAUCGGAAGGACUGCUAAGUGUUCCAUUUCAAACGGUUUCCGAUGAGGUGCUGCAGGAGAUCAAUGAGCGCGCACGGGACGGUAACUUCGAUAAUUUAAAGUUGUUCCCGACCGUCUACGUGGGGGAAGCUUUGAACAACGUGUACGCCAUUCCGUCGUUGGUGGACAAAAAUACCGCAACAUUGCCGUCGGAGCCGACGGUUAAUCUUCUGGGCGGUCCCCGGACGGGCGAAGCGCCGGGAAAGGAACUGAUUGCAACCGAAACGGCUCACAUUCAGAACGACAAUAUUAUUAUUUUGGGGCAUUAUCAGCCGCCAAAAACAGACGAUAGUGUCAAGCUGGACAUUGCACCAGGAGGCCCAGGAAGUUUCUACAAAAACGGUCAACUAUCGACGGUUUUGUUGGACCUUAAUGGGCUACCGAAGCCGAAGGACAAACAACAGCAGGAGGAAGAGACGAAAACAAUUGGAAUACAAACAGACGAUGUACGAGGGUUAAAUGGAACGACAGUUUUUAGUGAUCUCAGCAUGAGUGCUUUGAUAGGUCGGUUGUAUAGAGACGUUAAGUUGUGGCUAGAUGCUCAACCUAAUAAGCUGCCGACUAUAAUGUUUGUAGCGUUAUUCGGGAUUGUGGUGUUUGGUUUCUGGUACAUUCAUAUGCAAAUGAAAGCUUUGCAAGAGCAGAGUCAGAAUGGAUCGCAAACGAACUCAAAUCGGAGCACCGGUAGCAAUUACGCAGAAGUAGUCGAUUUUGGGGACGGUGAGAUCCGGGUGGGUAAGAUCCACUUCAACACGCAAGAUGUGUUGGGAAAGGGCUGUGAGGGAACAUUCGUUUUCCGGGGAAAGUUCGAGAAACGAGAAGUAGCUGUAAAACGUAUUCUGCCUGGGUGCUUCACGCUGGCUGAUAGAGAAGUGGCAUUGCUUAGGGAAAGUGAUGCCCAUGAGAAUGUUGUUCGAUAUUUUUGCACUGAACAGGAUCGACAGUUUCGGUAUAUUGCCGUCGAAUUGUGUGCUGCAACUCUACAGGAUUACGUAGACGCUAAGUUUGCCGAAACUAUUCAAAAGCAAAUUUCCGCGUUGGAAGUUUUAUCGCAAGCAACCAGUGGCCUAAUGCAUUUACAUUCACUGAACAUUGUCCAUCGAGACAUAAAACCGCAGAACAUUUUGCUUUCACUACCAGACAACAAAAACCAGGUUAGAGCUAUGAUUUCUGAUUUUGGUCUCUGCAAAAAGUUGAACUAUGGUAAAACAAGUUUUUCGAGGCGCUCGGGAGUAACGGGCACAGACGGAUGGAUUGCGCCGGAAAUGCAGCGAGGGCACAGAACUACUACCUCUGUCGAUAUCUUCUCAUUGGGUUGUGUAUUUUACUACGUUCUUUCUAAGGGAUAUCAUCCUUUUGGCGAUAACCUAAAAAGGCAAGCAAACAUUCUCUCAAACGAGUAUCAGUUGUUCGCCUUGCAUGCAGAUGGCAAACCUAGCAAUCGGUCAGUUUUAGCCGAAGAACUUAUUGCCGAUAUGAUAGCUGCUGAUCAAUCGAAGCGGCCACCGGCAAGUGCUGCGCGAAAUCAUCCUCUUUUCUGGAGCAACGAUCGAAUUCUCUCCUUUCUGCAGGAUGUGAGCGAUCGGGUAGAAAAAUCCGAUGUCUUAUCAGAUCCACUGCGAACAUUAGAACGAAAUGCUCGCUUCGUAGUUCGUGAGGAUUGGAGCUUGCACUUGGAUCAGGAAAUCACCAGCGAUUUGCGGAAGUACCGGGGCUAUCAAGGCUACAGCGUUCGGGAUCUUUUGCGGGCCGUUCGUAACAAGAAACAUCACUAUCACGAGCUUACACCAGAAGUGCAGCAAGCCUUAGGAACUAUUCCGCAGGACUUCACCGAUUACUGGAUAAGUCGGUUUCCACGGCUACUAUCGCACGCGUAUCACGCCCUAGCUGAGAACUCACAAGAGCCAAUCUUUAGACCGUACUACAAUGAAAACAGUUACCAUUUCACUAAGCCAGUCUAUUUCGAAGAGGAUGGUAACGAAAACUACGAUCUCAUUCGUUACUACGAAAUGGCACAAAAACUGAAGGCAUCUCAAAGUCCUAAAAGAAAACCAGCAACGCAGAUAGAUGCGCCGACGGCACCAUCAGAUUCGCCCCAAAAGAAUCAACGCAGGGGCACUUACAAUUUUGGUAGAUAUUCAACUAGUUCGGGUUUCAUUACAAGAGAUCAGAUGAUGGGAGGCAGUGCCGCUGUUUCGAAUACCAUUGUCAGUAUAGAACCCCCAAGCUAUGCGAACGUUGUUGCCGAAAAAGUUGAGGGCGAAGAAUUUCAAACAGUUGUAAAUAAUAAUAAUCGCCGUAAGAGUAACAAUAAUGUACGCCGUAGAGAGAGUGCAAAGGUAACAUGGAAUUUACAUCCGCAGGCAGAUUGAUAGAAGGAUGUUUAGUCAUUAACGAGUUAGAUAGCACAUACCUUUGUCAUACAUAGAUAUCGUAAUACUGUUUUAGAAAAUUGAGUAAUCUGAAGACAGUGAACCUUUCUCUGGGCUUACUUACAUUGUUUUCGUAGGGCGUAAAUCUAUGAUCACCAGAUUUACUUGUCUACAAAAUCCAUAGUAAUGAAUCGGUGACUUCGGACUGGUGUGUUGCAGUCAAAUGGGAUUAUGUUUCCGAUUGGAUGGGUCGACGCGCAUUAGUGACUAGAAAAAAAAACGAACGUUGAUCUCUGUGUGCAAUUUCGAUUCGAAGUUCAUUGUUUCUUUAUGAGAAUUUAAACGGAAAUGCACUAUUGCGUUUUAACAGUCUGUGAUAAUUUUGCUAAACGAUUUGAAUCCCUAGCUAAGAUAAUUCCUAGGUAUAGACACUAGUGUAAUUAAAGAGUAAAAAACAAUCUGAAUUAGUGAUUACCAGCACUAACUCAAAGUUAAAGCCUAUAUUUGGUAAUAAUUUACAUUACAUUUGUAACUCAAACAAAAAAAAGGUAUAAAGUAACGGUGAAUAAAUUUUAUCACAAAUGUA